This is a messenger RNA of Limanda limanda (common dab), 9089 nucleotides long. Its product is annotated as centromere protein F. Gene Ontology annotation, molecular function: dynein complex binding; microtubule binding. Gene Ontology annotation, biological process: mitotic cell cycle; regulation of G2/M transition of mitotic cell cycle; metaphase chromosome alignment. The record is from RefSeq and is a predicted model, not a curated record. Gene Ontology annotation, cellular component: nucleus; chromosome, centromeric region; spindle pole. Bases 1438 to 6363 code for a protein of 1641 amino acids. The transcript has 17 exons. NCBI's taxonomy places the organism in Eukaryota, Metazoa, Chordata, Actinopteri, Pleuronectiformes, Pleuronectidae.
ACCACUGAUGUUGCAAGUACACAAUAUGUGUCUAGACCACGAGGUCAGAGGAGAAGCCAACAUGUCUCCAGCUUGACAAAUGGCUGUGGCCUGUGAAACUGUUUAUUAUUAUUAUUAUUAUUAGUGGUAGUAGUAGAAGUAGAACAAUUACAACAACAGCAGAAUUUGAUCACCUAACCCUUUUCCUAAAUAGCAUUUUAUAAAUUUAUAAGUGAAAGUGAUAGAAACACAAUCGGCAAAAGGAAAGUGUUGUACGAUUUUAAAGAUACAGUGUAAAACUGCACUGUGAGUCUAAAACAAAAAUUUGAUUUAGACUCUACAAAUUUGAGAUGUUACUUUUUUUCACAUUAAACUCACUAAAUUAUUGAAAAUAACUGAUUGUUGCAGCCUAUAUAAAACCAACGUAAGCUUCUAAACCAGGAUCUUGUUCUCAUGAAUACAAGGCUCAACAUGUCAGCUUCAUGAAAUCACUGACUUGGAAGAAAUCCCUCCGCUAAGGUCUCUUUUCACCGCUCUAGGUUUGUGUUGUAUAUUUCACUAAUAGAUGUGUCAGUGUUUGAACCUGUUGUUUCCAGUGGCAGGUAAACAAAGUGUCACAACCUGUGAGCUAUGAAGGAAACUGUCUGACUGGAUGCUUUAAUAGUCUUGGGACUGGAAUGCAAGUCAGAACAGGGUUCAGAAUCAACCUGUACAGGUUUGGCUAGACUCUCAUUUUCGAUCAGCUUUUCAUAACCUGACAAUCUCCCUCUUACUAGCACUUAUACAGUAUGUGUGUGGAUAUACGUUGUUUACCUGUAUUAUACAAAGAGGUAAACCCAGUGUUUGCAGGCAGUUGUCAGAUAUGAUGUAAUGAGUAUUUAAAUGUUUAGUUUUAUGUUUAUAUGUCGCAGUUAUUGCAGGACUAUGAGAGAGAGAAGGAUUAAUGAUCAACUUGAAGUGCGGUUGGAACAUUGCAGACGACUUGUGUUGGAAAAAAUGAGUUCAUCCUGCCCAGCGGUGACAACCAGCGUCUCCUCCAGGGAUCAAAGCCUUAGCUGCUUAACAUAUUCAAGACAGGAGACACAGAGGAAACGUGUUUAAAUAAGUGUGGUAUGGAUUGGAUCCUCUGUCCCGACCUACCUGCAGUCCUUAUUUGUCAGGCCUGUACUUCCUCUUUGCUUCAGACUGUGUAAGUCGCUGGUUUCUUCACUCCUCCCACUGACUCCCAUGGCUCAUUCUGGAUAUGUCAAGCAGCAAUAGGACAGGUCAGCUGGCCCAUUUCCUGGUUGAUGACAAUCAUCAACUCCCUGUUCCCCUGAACCCACGUUGGCUUUUAGAUUAGAAAGAAAAUACUUUCAGAUUGUUUUAUAAUCUAGGCAAACAAAAUAUUAAAAGUAAAAAUGUAUUUGUAUUUGAGUUUUUUGGGCUUCCAAUCUUGUCCAGCCCAGAGGGACAGAGAUGAGUUGGGCAGAGGAGGACUGGACAGUGGGCCUGUCUGGACGGGUCCUGCAAAAGGUGAAGGAGCUGCAGGUCCAACACGAUCGCCUGUCAAGAGAGACCAAGCAGAAACAGCUGCAGUUGGACAACAUCCAGACCAACCUUGAAAAACAGACUUUAAAGUAUGACGAGGUGCGUGGGGAGCUCCAAUCUGUGCAGAAAGAGCUCCAGAAUGUUCAUGAGGAGGCCAAAACAGCAGUGAGCAGCAGCGCGUGCCUGGCCCAGGAGCUGCAGACCAGGCAGGCACAAGUCUGCUCUUUUGAGGGUCAGCUCGAUGCUGCCCGCACCCUCAACAACAAACUCACCCAGGAGGUCAAAAGGUUAGAGGCAGAGCUUGAGAAGCUGCAGAACAGUAGCAGGUCGGCAGAUACCACUCUGUUUUCUACUCCCUGCUGGAAUACAUCCUCACCCUGGGAGCAUAAUGGAAGCAGAAAGGAAGAGGAGAAGCUGGGACAUCGAGAUGAAACGCAGAGCAAGCACAUCCGACAGCAGCUCCAGUUCUCAGACUCGCCCACAACUUCACUGCCAAGACAACAGCACAGGAGCACACCCCACCGCCACCCGUCGGACCAAUCGGAGUCCUUCUCCACUCCCUCGGCUGUGUUUCCGUGGGAACGGGAUGACACCAGGCCAACAAACAGGAGACAAUCCCAGACCUCUCCCCAGACGCCCAGCACUGAUGUUAUCACUCAGGGCCAGUUGGCAGUGGGGCUUUGUGGGAAAGAGAAGGACAACAGGACAGAGAGAGACACAGUAUCUUUAUCAGAGAUAAAGAGCCGUGUGUCUUGUCUGGAGGAGGAGCUGUUGGUGAAGACCAGGUCGUUGAAGUCCAUUCAGAACGACCUGGUGCAAAGCAAGAAAGACGUCACUUCCAGGGAGAUCGGCCUGCAGAAAGCUCGAGAUGAGCUCAGUCUGUCUCACACACGCAUCACCCAGGAGAGUGAACGGGCAUCAGGAGCUGAGCAAAGGCUGAAGCAGUCACAAGAUGAGCUUCGUUGUCAAAGGCAAAAUGCAGAGAGCAUCCGCCUGCAACACCAACAGCGCACCAAGGAGAUGGAGAAACAACAUCAGAAGGACAUGUUGGAGCAUCAGAAAGAGAGGCAGUGGCUUGAGAAGCAGCAUCAGCAGGAGGUGAAUAAGCUCAACCAGGAGCUGCAGCAGGCCAGGACGCUCCACAAUGCCCUGCAGGCUCAGAAUGACAAGCUGUCUCUACAGAAACAAGCACUGGACAAAGAGCUGGAGACUCUGAAAGAGAAACUGAAGUGGACGGACGGACAGCUGCUGGAGAGCCAGAGAAAAGAAGCACAGACACAAGCCAAACUAACGGAAUCGUUGCGUGAGACGGAGGGUGUGGCGGUGAGUCUGGAGCAGAGCAGGAAGAGAGAGCGAGAUCUGGAGGAGGAGGGGAGGAGACUGGCAGAGGAGAGAGCAGACGCCCUGCGUCUCCUCAAAGACCUGCAGGAGCAAAAAGCUGCACCAGCACCUCCUGUUCAGUUUUGCCCGGUUGGACAGAGUUUCUCCCCUCAGCCCCCUCGCGCUCUUCAUUCUCGAACAUCAACUCACACCAAGAGGACAACCGCUACCGUACGAGCCGAACGGAAGGAGGAGGAGGAGGAGGAGGAGGAGGAGGAGGAGGAGGAGAGCAUGGAUGAGAAAAGACCAGAGAUUUCAGCAUUUUACCCCUGUGACAGAGAGCCAGGGGAAGGCAUCGACUCUGAACACAUCUCUGCCGUCAUAUCCUCAGAGUCUGAGAGUUUACAAAGGGAAGGACUCAGCAGGAAAAGUAAGGAAGAAGGGAACAUGAGGAGGAAUAAAGCGGUAGAGUGUGACAGCACUGGAACACAGAAGCACUCCGGCUUUGAUCCUGUACUCUGUAUGCCCACAGACUCCUCUGUGGAUGUUUCUGAAAAGCUAGAGCAGGCCAAAGCCUCUGAAGACCUCCAGAGAAUCAACACCAUGCUGCGAUCAGAGAUAAAUGAUGUGCGUGAAGAACUCCAGAAACGAUUGGAGGACCUGGAAGUCCAACGAAGGGCUGAGGCAGAGGCCAGGACCCGGCUCAAACAGCUCAGAUGCAAACAUUCCAGCCAGGCUGUGGAGAAGGAGGAGAUGGAAAAGGAAUGGAGAACUCAACUGGAGAGUGAGAGGGCUGAGACAGAGAGGUUGAGGAAGGCCGUGGCUGCUUUGGAGACAGAGGUGAAGAGCAGAAAGGAGGAGAGUAAAAAGAACGAGAGAGAGGAGCUGGAGGAGGAGAAAAACAAAGAAAUAGAAGACAGAGAGAGUGAAAUGAUAGAACUUAACAUGCAGGUGAAGAAGCAGCUAGCGGAGGUAAAAGCACAGUUGGCUUUAGAACGAGAGGAGAGAAAGAGAGAAGAAGAGGAGAGGAACCAAAAAACAAACAUGGUCACAGAUGAAAAAAAGGAGCUGAGCACAAAACUUGCAGAACUUAAAGCUGAAUUGGAAGAACUGAAGUGCAGCAGAGAAGAAGAUGAGAGAGGAGGAGAGGAGAAACUAUUGAUUACCAACAGCCCGCUGAAGUACCUGACUCUCCAUGAUGAUGAGCUCAAUUCCAACAUUGUUCACUGUCACAACAAACUCCUCCCUUCUCCAGAGCAGCACCUUCUCUUCUGUCAGUCCACUAACCAACUCAACAUGCUGGUGUCUCAGGCAACAGCAGAUCUCAUCCACGAAGAACAAACAGUGAUAGAUCCCGAACGCCUGCCUCUGUCAGGUGAGGGACCAAUGGGUCAAGUGGCCUCUGACUCAGAAGAGUAUCUGGCCAGGUCUCCACUGUCAGAUCAGAGAGGAGAACUUUCUCACCUCCAGAAAUGUGGGUCUACCUCCCCAGAUAUGGAAAAAGAGGUGAACCGCUUGCACAAGGAGAAAGCAAAGGAAACACAACGUGCUCAACAGAGCCAGGUUAAACUGGAGGUCCUGCAGACCCAGGUGACACGUCAGACCCAGCAGCUGACCAUGGCCUUCGAGAAGCAGAGUCAGCACAUCUCAGGCCUUCUAGCUGAGCUACAGGAGAAGGAGGGUGCCCUCCUCAGCCAGGGAGAGGAACUGCAGCGAUAUAAGCAAGAGCUGCAAGCUUUCAAGGCUGAAAAAGAAGCUACAAAGGUGCGGAAUGACGAUCAAAAAGAAGAAAGUAGAGAUGAGACGUCGAUGGAGACCACAGAGCAACAACCAAACAAGAAACAGGACUGUACUGUCAUAUCGCACACUACACAGUCACUGGCUGGUGGAAAUUCUACUACACAGAGAGAUGAAGAUCAAACUAAGACUGAUGCAGAAACACUAACACCGGAAGGGGAUCGUGCACUAAGUGAACAGCAUCCAGUUUCUGUUGACUCAGACACGACUGAGAGUUAUCUUGAUUCUGCCUGUGUGAUGGAGGAGACUGAGAGCAGUCGAGAUGGAGGAAGAGUAGACGUGGUGUCAGAGCUGCUCGCUCUGCGACAGGAGAAUCAGCUGCUGAAACAAAGAAUAGGAGGCGUGACCAUAUCAGAGACCAGAAACCUGGCUUUACAGACAGACGCUGAAAACCAAGAAGACCCAGUCAAACAAAGCCAUUACACAGGAGAUGCUGCUGUGCCCUGCUUGACAGAGCAGAAGCCACCUAGUGUGAAAGAUAAAAUCACCCCUGAAGGGCAGGUGUCACUACUGCAGAAUAACAAAAACGAAAUAAAAAGUGAAGAAAAAAUAACAACAUGCGAAGAAGAAGAGCUGGAGGAAGAGUCUUGUCUGCAGAUCAACCUUCUAGAGCAACAGGUGGUGGCGCUGCAGAUGAAGAUUCGGGCUCUAUCUGAGGAGACUGAGCAGCAGACCGAGGAGCUCACUCUGUGGAGACUGGCCUCACAACCAGCUCCAACUAUUGACCAAAACCUUCCCAACAAAGACAACCAGGACCAAAGCUCUGCUGUCCGACAAUCCCAGUCACAGCAGCUGCAGACUGAUGAGAUGACCCACAUCCCACCAGGGACCAGGAGCCAGGCUCCGACUGCUCAGGUUCAGGAGAGCACCAGUAAAGUGACAGUCAUCAGAGAGGAUGAGUUAUUCCUCUCUUGCUCCUUAAACAAACUGCCAGGCCGCAUGUUGUUCUCCAGACUGCAGCACAGCAACCUUCCUGAGGCAAAGAGUUUCCUUCAAUAUAAACAGACUGCAGCUCUUCAGGAAUACAACCAGGACCCUGACAAGGAAUCUGAGAAAGAAAACAUUGUGCAGUGGUCAGAUACCAGUCCAUCACAGCACAAAGACAAGAAAGACUCUGAACUCAUCCAAAUGUCUUCAGAGAAAACAGGUCAACAAGUCACCAAAGGACCAACUAAAACCAAAACAGCAGAGUGUCCCCCGGAGAAUCCAGUGGGCAAACCAAACACUUCCAGAACAACCAGUGAAAUAAACACGACCAAUAACUCCUCAGAGAGAUCAGUCAGGACAGACAUGAAGAGUGUCAGCAGUCAGACAGAGGAGAGCUUGUAUCCUCGCAGCGCUCCAACAGCAUCUGAACUUCACGGUGCUUACACACAGACUGAAGAGGAGGAGGAGGAGGAAGAUGGAUUAGAUUUAGUGGAAUCACCUCCUGUGUCUCUUAUCCCAUCAUCAGAGGGGGCAAAGACAAGAGACAAGAUGUUGUUUUCAGGUUCCUUCCCCAUCCCGUCUGACCCGGCCCGUUUAGCUGAAAGAAUCCGCCGCAACAGGACGCAGCUGUCGGCUGCCUUUGACGACACCGAGUAUGAACCCUACGGACUGCCAGAGGUCGUCAUGAGAGGUUUUGCCGACAUCCCCAGUGGUCCCUCGUGUCCCUACAUCGUGAGAAGAGGUUUGUUGGGGACGUCUGUUUUACCUGUCCCGCAGAAAGACCUGGGACAGGAGGAGGAGACGGAUUAAAACACAGCCACAGGUCUGGUGGAAAUGAACUGAUCACGAAUCAUAAUGAUUCACUUUGAACCUCAGUGAUGAACAACGGCCUGCCUACAAGAACACUCCAGUCACCAGCAACAUGAAGCACCUCUUUCCUCAAACCAACAAAGAACCAGUAUAAAAAAAUGACGCAUUCACCCUGGACUUGUAAACGAGUGUUAGCAGGUAACAGGUCCUGCAGUGGCAGAAUGAACUCCUCCACUGUGGAUCUGAAAUAACUUAAUGGUCACUAGUUUAUCCUCUAACUGCUGUGAGGAGACAUAAUUGUCCGUCUUGCUGCAGUGACGUUACACCCGCCUGUUUUUUUAGCUGCAGAGGUGGUGAUUUAGUGAUGUUUGUUGAUUUUUUUCUGGAAGUUAACCACUACAAAGGGACUGUUUAGUUUUUCAGUACCUCAGAAUUAGGGUACGAGUCCAGCCUCGGCCUACUCUGAACGAACCAGUGCCUCGCUGAUGCUUUUCUAAACAAGCACUUGUCAAGAUAAGUUUGACUUGUUUUUCUAAAUGGGUGAAGCCAAGAAGGGCCUCUUGUGGAAAUUUGAUAUAUAUUUUUUCUUUUUUGAUUCAUGAGGUGGCUUAUUUAUGGACACUUGAAUGAGUUUCAGUAGAGGACAAGUGUUUACAAAACUUGCGUUAAACCUAAGUGAAAACGAUGUGAAUAAAACAUGUGUGUCCUCUGGAUGUUACUGUUUGUAUACGCGCCUGUGUGUGUGUGUCUGGGAGAGAGAGAGAGAGGGCCGAGCACACGUCUAUGACUCAGUGCAGUGGUUUCCGCUCCAUGUAUGGAGAUGCACACUGGGCUCUCUCUCUCUCUCUCUCUCCUCCCUCGGCUGCUUUGCUUCUCCUUCUAAUGAGGACUCAUUAGUCAGUAACUGUGUGAUGAACUGACCAAAAUCUAAACAUGUGUUUACUUCAGCUGGUUUCCUCUGAUUUAUCAGAGAUUAUUUAUUUGACUAAUUUGAUGGAUUGCACAUUUGUUACUGCAUCAUAGACACCAGUAGCCCACAUGAAUGUAUAGUGUAGAUUUUUGUAAAUGACUUUGAUUGAUGUACAGUUUCAUCAUGCCUCCUACCAGAGGAUAAUCACCACUUUGCUUCGCUUCCAAGGUUUCACUUGUUAGUGUAAGGACAGGUUCACAUUAUAACAGGUUCUAUUCUUAAAGUGAUACUCACAUGCUCAUGGGCACAUUGUACAGUCUACUUUCUGCCGGCUCCUGGCUGCAAAGAUCCUUUUUUAAAGCAGUCUUCAUGUGAAAGAUGGAGGAGAAAAUCCACAGUCUGCGUUCUUUAUGGAAAUAUGCACAUAAGUUAAGCAGAAAACUUCAAUCGCCUGAUUAAGGAGCUUUGUCACAGCAAUGAUAGAUCAUCUGUAUGAAAUUAUUUGGUGUGGAAGUUGGGUGACAAUACGGUCAGGCCUAUUUGGAAAUGGUUACUGCCAGUCAGUCUCAACAGCGCCCACAUAAUGAAUAGAUUUUUUUCUGUUCUUUUGACUCUAUCCUGGAAAACCAUUUUGUCCUUAAUUGUCAGGACAGUAGCUUCACGCAGUUUGUCCCAAAGACACAUUUGUCCCAUUAACUACGCGUGAACUGCUGCUCUUUCCGGAGCAGUCUUUAUACUCACAGAGGAAGUUUAAUAAAAAUACGUGGUACAACACACAUAUACUUGUGAGCCCCAAUGACGUCCUUCAUUUUGGACCCUGGCUCCUUGUCCUCUCAUUGGUCAGCCCUGUCAUGAUAGCUUGCUAUUGGAAAUUGGUUUGAAUUUGAAGCACAAAGUUAAACAUGACUCCAAAGAUGGCACAGGUACAUUUUUAUCUUAUUUAUUUAAUUUAUUUACUAAUCACAUGGACUCCAAUGAAAUAUUUUUUCAGUUUUUAAAUCUUUGUGUGACCAAACCUUUAAUCAAGGCAUGUGGACAUCCUCCACAAAUAUUCUUUAUAUAACUAAAUCUGCUCCUCCGGAUUCUACUGGGCAGUGUUUACCUGAGAUGUUGUGGAGGGACUGUAUCUGAAUGAGGGAAUUUCUUACUACAAAGACAACGCUGGAAUAUAGAUGCUUGAUUUGUGUAUAACUCAGACUCUUGAAGGCGUGUACCAGCUUCAGAAAUAGGACCUGUGACUUUGUCCCCCUUUGAUAACACUGACAUUGGUUUAACAAAGGUUCUCCUGCAGAAAAUAUGAACAGUUGAACAAUCAAUACAACCGUUUAUUCUUCAAUUUACAGAUAAGCAUGUGGGUGAUGUUUUAAAAGUAAAUGUGAACCUAUCCUUUAAAACCCUGCUGUGCUGUCUUUCAGUGUUACUUGAAAUAUUUUAGGCUGAAGGUUUGUUGACACGUGAGUGUUAAAAGUGUGGAUUGAUCUAGUUUUUUGAAUGUUUAUAUUUUAUUUGAAGGGGGAGUUGUCACUUCCUGGUCUUGUCUUAUUAACUCACAACAUUGGACGGUUACGAUUCAGUACCGUCGCUGUUCAUCUGCAAUGUUGUCACCAAUCACACACACACAAAAACACACAAACACACACUCCCUCCCUCCCAGCUGCCUUCAUAUCUCUGAGAUCUGUAGUGCUUUGGCAGCGCGGUGAGGGGGGGGGGGGCUGAGCAGGGAGGUUCACUGUGUAUCUUGUUGCCUUGUUUUGGACUCUUUGAUGUGAAUGUAUCUGUGUUGUGAUUUUAACUAGAAUAAAAGGCUUGAAUUUAA